UUGACUGGGCGGGCUUGGACAUUUUCUUCUGUGGAGCAACACGGCAGCCAUUCCCCCAGGGAGCUUCUGUCCCCAGAGACCAGAUUUGCUGCAUUUGGUCUCUCAGCAAAGACUUGGGAGGCCAAUGCCUGGGAGGCUUGGGGAGGAAGGAACCCUCCAAUAUACAGAUAUGGGGCAGGAAAACCCUAAUUCAUAUUCUGGGCUCUCCUUCCCCAGAAAGAAGGGAGGCAGUAGUCAAGAGCACCCUGGACGAUAUGGGUGGUCCCAACUGACCUUUGCUGGGUGCAAAAGAGCCAGGACCAGAGCCUGCAGCUGGGGGAAAGGGCAGGCACCAGCAUCCAGGCCCCACACAUCCCAGGCUGUUCCCUGUCCAGUCAGCUGAUUGGAGAUGGAGCAUCUGAGGGAUGGUCUGCAGGAUCCAAGCUGCCAGACUGCAGUGAAGGUCCAGAGCUGGCACCACAGAACCUGGGCAAGCCCCUCCACCCACACAUGCCCACCCCACAUGAGGCUGAGAAACAGCACACAGGACCAGAGGAGGCGGACAGGCCCCCCUCGAUGUCCAGCCAUGAUGCAGCCCCCUCAGGACCCCCCAGUCGCAACCCCUGCUGCUUGUGCUGGUGCUGCUGCUGCAGCUGCUCCUGGAACCAAGAAAGGCAGCGAGCUUGGCAGGCUUCUCGGGAAAGCAAGCUACAACCCCUACCUAGCUGUGAAGUUUGCACUCCACCAAGUCCUGAGGAAGUACAAAGCUGGGCACAGUCCUUUGACAAGUUGAUGCAUAGCCCCACGGGCCGCAGUGUGUUCCGGGCAUUCCUGCGCACAGAAUACAGUGAAGAGAACAUGCUCUUCUGGCUGGCCUGUGAGGAGUUGAAAGCAGAGGCCAACCAACAUGUGGUGGAUGAGAAGGCGCGACUUAUCUAUGAGGACUACGUGUCCAUCCUGUCCCCCAAGGAGGUGAGCCUGGACUCCCGUGUGAGAGAAGGCAUCAAUAGGAAGAUGCAAGAGCCAUCACCACACACAUUUGAUGAUGCACAGCUGCAGAUCUACACCCUCAUGCACCGGGACUCCUAUCCUCGCUUCCUCACCUCUCCUGCCUAUCGUUCUCUACUACUCCAGGGAGCCCCACAGUCCUCCUCUGAGGCCUAGGCGCUUGCCACACAGAUGUUCUAGUCCUAUGGGCAGACUAGGGGCUAACCUUGCCCCAUUUGGCUGGAAGUAGAUUCAAUCCCAGUGGCAACUGCAAUGUUCUGCUCUGCCCUAGCCGGCUCCAACUGUGGGUUCUCCUAGAUGGUGCCUGUGGCCCCCUGGUCAUGUGCCCAGGAGAUGUUCUCAUAGAGAGCAACCUCUGCCAACAGGUUUGUAGCAGAACUGUUUAUUCCUCAGAACCAGAUGUAGGACCUCAGUCAGGCUCAAAUGAAGAGCGCAUUUAUAUUUUAUAUGUUAAUGAACUUUAAAAUUGGAAAUAUGUCCUUAUUGUACAUUUUAUCAAAAGAAAAAAGGCUUUCACAUUCACCUGUAUUCCCUCACAUGCCAAAAAACAUGAUAUAGUAUUCUUGACCUUUUAAAAUAAGUUUCCGUUUAUCCCACAAUUGGAGUAGAAAAUUGGAGAAGAGGUUCACCUAUCCAGACUCUACCCUGUGCCCUGCCCCACGACAGUGGCCUUAGUAGGUAACUAUUCUGGGCCCUGCCCAAGGUAUGGCUCUAGGAAAUGGGCUCGGCUCUUAAGUGAAUCAGCACCCCACAAAGGCUUGAGAUGCAACUGAAGAUUAUUCCAAACCCUUGUGUACUUGGUGAAAUGUCUUCCUAGAGGCUGGUAGGGACAAAGCUGAUGGAAUGGCCUCCCCAAAGUAGCUGGGCACAAUGUCAUCUUCAUCUUACUGGUCCAAUAAAGCAAAGCACCUACUACUUUGA
Phodopus roborovskii (desert hamster) is the source of this 1908-nucleotide messenger RNA. It is a transcript of the gene Rgs19, whose product is annotated as regulator of G protein signaling 19. The record is from RefSeq and is a predicted model, not a curated record. The transcript is spliced from 6 exons. Lineage: Eukaryota; Metazoa; Chordata; Mammalia; Rodentia; Cricetidae. Bases 490 to 1143 code for a protein of 217 amino acids.